Messenger RNA from Diaporthe amygdali, 1116 nucleotides. RefSeq lists its product as uncharacterized. Gene Ontology annotation, molecular function: 2 iron, 2 sulfur cluster binding; iron ion binding. The transcript has 4 exons. Lineage: Eukaryota; Fungi; Ascomycota; Sordariomycetes; Diaporthales; Diaporthaceae. Bases 1 to 1116 code for a protein of 371 amino acids. The record is from RefSeq and is a predicted model, not a curated record.
AUGCAGAGCACUCUUCCCGCUUCGUGGUACCGCGAGCCUGGCUUCUACCAGUUGGAGAGGCGGGCCAUCUUCAGCAAAUCAUGGAUCUUGAUCUCGCACUCUUGCCAGUUCAACGAGCCAGGAAAGUACGCCCGUUAUGAGAUGGCCGGCUACCCUUUCUUCGUUAUCAGAGACCGUGCCGGGAGCAUCAACGCGUUCCUCAAUGCUGACCUGACAGGAUGGUCAUACAGUAUGAAUGGAAACUUGGCCAAGGCCCCACGAUUUGACCAGGUGGAAGGAUUCAAGAAGGAAGACUAUAAACUUUAUAAAGUUCACACUCACAUUGACGACCUUGGGUUUCUCUGGGUCAAUCUCGACGCUGCUGAGAAACCAACUUUCAGUUGGGAGGAGCAGUUCGGUGGUGUGGACAAGCAGCCGCGAUUGAAGAACUUUGACAUGAGCAACUACGAGUAUGACCACACUUGGUCGAUGGAAGGCAAAUUCAAUUGGAAGACUCUGAUUGAGAAUUACAACGAGUGCUACCAUUGCCCUACCGCACAUCCCGGUCUGGCGCCUUUCUUUCAGGGAAACAGACAAAUGGUGAACGGAUGCCAUAAGCACUGGGUUGAGCAUCUCGGUGGGAAGGGCGAAGAGCGGUCGAGCUCAGUCAGCCCCACCUACAUGUUUCCCAACGCCUCAGUCACAUUGACCCCCAUCUUCUUCUACAUGAUGUCCAUCGUCCCAACAUCUGCAACCACGAGCCUGAUGCGAUAUGAAGUCUAUCGAUCCAAGACGGCGACCCCAGAGCAGCUGAAGGAAAAGCUGGACUUCUUCGCGCAGGUUGAGGGCGAGGAUAAGUGGCUUGCGAACGGAGCCCAGGGCAACCUAAAUAGCGACACGUACACCACGGGGCCGUUCCACCCGGAUGUCGAGGAAGGAGUCACCUAUGUAGUGGGUCUUGUGAAGAAAAUCCUGCGUGACCAUGUGGAUGAGGAGAAGAAGCGCGGCGCUGAGUGGUGGCCUGCUCGCAGAGCUCUGGUUCAAUCGGCUUCUGAGGAGGAUGAGGUAUUUUGCCGUGGUGUGUGCGGAAACUCUGUUCUGAAUGGGGACAGCGCCCCAGAAGGAUUAUCGUGGUGA